Schistocerca nitens (vagrant locust) is the source of this 3600-nucleotide messenger RNA. Its product is annotated as bumetanide-sensitive sodium-(potassium)-chloride cotransporter-like. Bases 114 to 3092 code for a protein of 992 amino acids. Gene Ontology annotation, cellular component: membrane. The record is from RefSeq and is a predicted model, not a curated record. Lineage: Eukaryota; Metazoa; Arthropoda; Insecta; Orthoptera; Acrididae. The transcript has 20 exons. Gene Ontology annotation, molecular function: sodium:potassium:chloride symporter activity. Gene Ontology annotation, biological process: cell volume homeostasis; potassium ion homeostasis; sodium ion transmembrane transport.
AUAAUAGUUCGUCGCCUUCUUCUGAUGUAUCUGGAAAUGAUUCGAACCCCGGAAAAAGUUUUCGUCAUUUUACAAGAGAAGUUCUUCCAAGACUCGAAAAUUAUCGAAAUGUGAUGUCAAUACACGCAGCCUCCAGACCGACUCUUGACGAGUUGCACAAUGCUACUGUUCAGGGAGAGGGCAAGGGAAUAGAACCAUUUGUUGGUGCCUCAACCGAAGACAUGAAAGUUCCAGUUAAAUUUGGAUGGAUUCAAGGAGUCCUGGUUCGCAAUCUUCUCAGCAUUUGGGGAAUAAUGUUGUUUCUGCGCCUUUCAUGGGUUAUAGGCCAAGCAGGGAUUGUGCAGGGUUUGCUAUUGAUACUAAGCACCAGUGCAGUGACUGUGAUAACAGGAUUAUCAAUGUCAGCUAUCAGUACAAAUGGGAUCAUAAAAGGAGGUGGCAUGUACUACACUAUAUCACGAUCCCUGGGACCUGAAUUUGGAGGAUCAAUUGGCCUAAUUCUGUCACUAGCAAAUGCAUUGGCAUGUGCAAUGUAUGUUGUUGGGUUUUCUGAAUCCUUAAACGAUUUGCUCGAUUCUUAUGGUCUCUCAAUUGUUGAUGGUGGAGUGAAUGACAUGCGAAUUACAGGUGUCAUAACAGUAAUUGCACUGUUGUGCAUUGUUGUUCUUGGUAUGGAAUGGGAAGCCAAGACUCAGCUUGGUCUCCUGAUCAUCCUGAUAGCAGCCAUUCUUGAUUACACAGUUGGUUCUUUCAUUGGCCCACAAAGCAACGAAGCUAUAGCCAAAGGAUUUUUGGGAUUUAAUGCUACUUUAAUAUUGCAAAAUUUGCAUGCAGAUUACAGAGUCAGUGAUGGUGUUGACUACACGUUUUUCUCUGUUUUUGCUGUAUUUUUUCCUGCAGCAACUGGCUUUCUUGCAGGUGCUAAUAUAUCAGGAGACUUGAAGGACCCAGAAGUAGCAAUACCAAAAGGAACACUGCUUUCAAUUUUCAUAACUACUGUUUCAUACCUUUUCAUGGCAUUCAUAGCAGGAGCCACGGUUGUGCGUGAUGCAAGUGGCUAUGUGCAUGAAAUUUCAGAUCAAACCUUUUUGAAUUGUACUGGUCGAACAUGUAAGUGGGGAUUGCAGAAUAGUUUCACAGUUGUCGAAUUGGUGUCAGCAUUUGGGCCUCUCAUCUAUGCAGGGUGCUUUGCUGCCUCAUUAUCUUCUGCGCUAUCUAGCCUGAUUUCAGCUCCAAAAAUAUUUCAAGCUUUAGCCAAAGAUAAGCUAUACCCUUAUAUUGAAUGGUUUUCAAAAGGGUAUGGUAAGAAUAAUGAGCCUAUUCGGGGAUAUGUAUUGACAUUUGCAAUUGCUGUUGGCUUUAUUUUAACAGGUGACCUGAAUAUUAUAGCUCCACUGAUAUCAAAUUUCUUUCUGGCAACAUAUGCUCUUAUAAAUUUCAGCACAUUUCAUGCUUCUCUUGUUAAACCAAUUGGUUGGAGACCUAAAUUCAGGUAUUACAACAUGUGGAUAUGCCUCCUUGGUUCUACAUUGUGUGUAAGUAUAAUGUUCCUGAUAAGCUGGUGGACAGCUCUCAUCACCUUGGGAUGUAUUUUGGCAUUGUAUCUCGUGGUCUCCUACAGGAAUCCAGAUGUGAACUGGGGUUCAUCAACUCAAGCACAGACUUAUAAGUAUGCUCUGUUAUCUGUGCAGCAACUAAAUCAAGUUUUAGAGCAUGUUAAGAACUACAAUCCACAAAUAUUAGUACUCACUGGCAGACCAAGCCAACGACCACCACUUGUGCAUUUUGCUCAUCUCAUUACAAAGAACUCAUCGCUCUUGAUCUGUGGUCAUAUCAUUAAGACUGUAAUGAAUCGAAGACAAUCCAAUAGACUAAUACUUGACGCCCAGAGUUGGUUCCAGUUGAACAAGAUAAAAGCAUUCUACACAUAUAUCGAUGAAACAGAUUUUAAAAAUGGAGCAAGUGCUUUAUUACAGACAGCUGGAAUUGGCAAACUAAAACCAAACAUUUUGCUGGUGGGUUAUAAGGCAGACUGGCAGAACUGUGAACAACAUGAUCUCUCUAUGUACUUCAGUGUCAUACACAAGGCACUGGACAUGCAUAUUGCAGUGUGCAUCCUUAGACUGCAAGAAGGAAUCAGUUAUUCAAAUGUUCCAAGUGAGCCUGUGGAUGUCGUGGAUGGAGUCAGUGGUGAUAUUCCAGAUAGGACUUCCUUACAAGAUAAUGAAAAAUUUCAAGACAGUGCUCAACAGAAGCUGUUCGCUGAAUGUUCUCAAGGUAGCUCUGUUAAUGAACUCACAGAGCACUUAAGACAUUAUAGCAUAAGCACAUACACCGAGUUAGCUGAGGGUGCUGUGAAUGUCAGAAGAGAUUCAAUAAUUAGUGCAGCUCCAUUUGAUUAUUAUGGAAGCAAAUCUACAGUCAACAAGCAGAGUGAUAGUAGAAGAGACUCACAAACAGAUUUAUUCAAGAAAUUGUCAAAAGAAACUUUAGAGAGCUUAACAUUGUUUCAAAAGUUUCAGAAUAAUGGAACAAUUGAUGUCUGGUGGUUAUAUGAUGAUGGGGGUCUCACUCUCCUCUUGCCCUACAUCAUUUCAACUCGUAGUAAUUGGUCAUCUUGUAAGCUGAGGAUAUUCACAUUAGCAAACAAAAAAGAUGAACUGGAAAUGGAACAGCGAAGUAUGGCAAGCUUGCUGGCAAAAUUUCGAAUUGAUUACUCGGAUGUGAAAGUAAUAACAGAUAUAACAAGAAAACCACAGGAAUCAACAUAUGCUUUCUUCAAUGAGCUCAUUAGUGGCUUUAAAUUGGCUGAGAAUAAUCAUAAUACUGGAGAUGGUGAUUUUCCUAUGCACAUUAAGGAAGAAGAACUUAGAUCAAUGGCAGACAAAACCAACAGACAUAUUAGACUGAGAGAACUAAUGAUGGAGAACUCUAUCAAUGCUAAUCUAAUUGUUAUGACACUUCCAAUGCCAAGAAAAAAUGCUGUCUCUGCUGCACUGUAUAUGGCUUGGCUUGAAACGCUAACAAACGGCAUGCCCCCAUUCUUACUAGUUCGGGGUAACCAGUCAUCAGUUCUUACAUUUUACUCAUAGAUAACAGUGGUUUACACACUAAACAAACAUGCUGAUCAUGUUAAGAAACAAAAUACGAAAAGUUUUAGCUAAGCUGGAACUGGCUAAGUCAUCCUUUAUUUGUAUAACUGUGUAGUAUUGACAGCCUAUAAACAAGAUGGGAUAUUGUGGAUGCAGGAAAUGUUAUACAGAGCUUUUAAAAUGGUUCACCUUUUAAUCAAUUCACUGAACAAAUGCAGUCAGGGACUAUACUGUUGUUGUAAGAAGUGAAAGUGGGGAGAAUGGUUUGCUUUGCAUAUUGGAUUUACACACAGGAAUCCCUAACAUCAAUUAUAUGGCUUGAAAGCGAAAUAUAAACAUUAUAUAGGAAUGUUUGUCUGAGACUAGUCAAGUACUGUUUUAUAAUUAGUUGUAUCCUGUGUGUGUUGGUAAUUUUACAAUGUCGGAACCUAUUUUCAUCUGUAAAUGGAAUUAUGGAAUUUAACUCUGUGUUCCUAAAUGCUACAAAAGCAUGAUGUACAUAAUUCAA